GAACAGUCUACUCCACACAAAGGUUGAAUGACGUCAAGGACCCGUCAAGUAGGGACGGCUUCUGAUGCGUCUCUCGUCAGUGCAACAGAGGAAAAAGGGAAUAAGCCUGUACGCAUGUGGUGUGCUUCUCUCUAUGAGGUUUCUGACUCCCGCCCUCUGUCUCCAAAAGAAGCGGACAAGCGUGUAUUUUCCAAAGGGCGAACAUCUCCUUCGCUCUCUUCCGUGGGGACUGCAGUCAUGGGGAUACUAGACGCAGUCCGGCAGCUCAAGUUGAUAACAUGGCUCCGAGAGGAGAGGCAAUCGAGGAAACUAAUUCUCUUCAUCGUUUUUGUCGCUCUGCUUCUGGACAACAUGCUUCUCACAGUGGUCGUGCCCAUCAUCCCCAGCUACCUGUACACCAUGGACGAUACCCCGGUCCCCGUGGUGAGGAACAGCACACCGGCGCCCCAAAGCAGCGGCCCCGGCAGCUUCCAGAGCAUCGUCUCCUUGUAUGACAACACCGUCCAGGUUACCGGCGGGAACGCCACGGCUCAGCCUUCCUCCGACCGGAACCUCCCUCUCUCCAUUGCAAACACCGCAGCGCCAACGACACAGGUGACCUGGACACCCCAGCCCGGUGACGACUGCCCCAACUCCAGCAAGAAGUUACUUAAUGAGAACGUCAAGGUGGGGCUGCUGUUUGCCUCCAAGGCCACUGUGCAGCUGAUCACCAACCCCUUCAUCGGGCCACUGACCAAUAGAAUAGGAUACCAGCUUCCGAUAUUCAUUGGCUUUUGUAUCAUGUUCCUCUCCACUAUUAUGUUUGCCUUCUCAUCGAGCUACACGCUGCUGUUCCUGGCCAGGUCUCUGCAGGGGGUUGGUUCCUCCUGCUCCUCUGUGGCUGGGAUGGGCAUGCUGGCCAGUGUUUACACGGAUGACGAGGAGAGGGGUCACGCUAUUGGGAUAGCCCUGGGCGGUCUCGCGCUAGGUGUACUAGUUGGGCCACCGUUCGGCAGUGUGAUGUACGAGUUUGUCGGAAAGACCGCCCCGUUUCUCAUUUUGGCCUUUCUGGCGCUGUUUGAUGGAGCUCUGCAGCUCUUUAUUCUACAACCUACCAAGGUGGAGCCAGAGAACCAGAAAGGAACCUCGCUGAUCAACCUCAUGAAAGAUCCCUACAUUAUCAUCGCAGCUGGGGCAAUCUGUUUUGGGAACAUGGCUAUAGCCAUGAUGGAGCCCACCCUGCCUAUCUGGAUGAUGGAGACCAUGUGUGCCCGGAAAUGGCAGCUAGGUGUUGCCUUCUUGCCUGCGUCCAUCUCCUACCUUAUUGGAACCAACAUCUUCGGGACGUUGGCUAACAAGAUUGGGAGAUGGCUGUGCGCUAUGAUCGGGAUGUUCGUGGUUGGGCUGAGUGUAAUCUGCGUGCCAUUUGCAACAAACAUCUACGGGCUGAUAAUUCCAAACUUUGGGGUGGGCUUUGCCAUCGGAAUGGUGGACUCCUCCAUGAUGCCUAUUAUGGGAUACCUGGUAGACCUGCGCCACGUGUCGGUGUACGGGAGUGUGUACGCCAUCGCUGACGUGGCCUUCUGCAUGGGCUUCGCUUUGGGUCCUUCCAUCGGAGGCUCCAUCGCAGAGAACAUCGGCUUCCCCUGGCUGAUGACCAUUAUCGGAAUAAUCGACAUCCUCUUUGCACCUCUCUGCAUCUUCCUCAGGAAUCCCCCAGGACAGGAGGAGAAAAUAGCCAUCCUGAUGGACAGUAACUGCUCAAUGAAGACGCGGUCAUACUCAACACAGGAGUGCCACAACCAGGGGGAUGAUAUGGAGCUGGAGUGCGACGACUACGACUAAAAGCAGGUUGCAGGUCCCAGGUCCCAGGUCGCUCCAGAGAGGAUCUAUAUUUUGUUGUACAAAAAUCUCAGAAGGCAGAAGAAGAACACAAAGUGGGGAAAUGAUCGAUAAGCGAUAUGAAUCACGAUUCACACUACUCUGCAAAGCCGUUUCUAUGUGAAUGUCUGCGUGUCCGUCGUUGCUGUUAUGUGUCCUGUUUAGGCGCCCGUACCGGACCAAACCAAAGUUGUUCUUCAGUGUAAAAGCCCAUGGGUGCUGGCCGGCGGCCCGCAGUGUGUUAGUGUCCAGCCAAUAGCCUUACAGCAAGGAGGAGCAGGUCAGAAGUGGAGCUUCCUGAGGAGCUUUCUAAGGCGCUUUAUAAGAAGGUUCCUGGGGAGGUUCCUCAGGAGGUUCCUAAGGAGCUCCCCAAGGAGCCGACUAUGGAGCUUUCUAAGGAAGUUCCUAAGGAGCUUUCUAGAGCUGUCUUAUGGUUUCUAAGGGGGUUUCUAAGUGGUGUGAUGUCACUCAUGAAGGAGGAGUUGGCUCCUUCAAUAAUCUUUGAAACACAAACUUAUCUUACUUCACCUCUGGGUCAUCGUUAUCAGUUUUAACUUUAGCAAUGUUUACAAAUUAUAAACCAAUGUCAAAUGUCAAAACAAUUGUGAAUCAGGUAGCAAAUUUGAUCAUUUGUUUUUAUAAAUAUUCAUUUUGAAUCAAUGGUUGAGUGUAGUUUGGCUUUGUUAUUUAAAAAAAGAUAACGAAUCUGUUCCAGAAACAAAGGUUGUUCAUUAUAUCAGCAAAUUUCAGUGACGGUAUAAAUUCUGGCAAGUAGCCGAUUUUACUGAGCUAAUCACCUUGCUAUUAAUUUAUUUAUAGAAAAAAACCUAUGUAGUGUGCAGAGUAUUUCUAUUUCCGCAAAAGGAAUGACAACGUAGUUGACAGUAGGCCUAAACGCAUAACCAAAUAGUUAAGUUCAGUGCAGUCGAGCCCUUUACACAUUUUAAAGAUGCGCUCUGCUAUUUCUUUAUAUCUGUGAUAUUUCAGGUAUAUGUACAAAUAUAUCAUACAUAAAAAGUACCAUGUACAUAGGUUGUUGCAGUGAAUAGAUGUAAGCUGGCCAGCUGUCGCAUGCAGUACAUUGAGCCAAACAUCAUGAAGCAGCUAAUGUGAUUUUAUCUAUGGAUAAAUUGUGUCAUGGCUGCAGUUUUCAAACAUUGAAGAACUGCGCUAUUGUUGAUGGAAGGAAAGGAAAUUGAAAAAAGGCAAAUUUUUCAUCUUCUUUGUCUCAAGAUCACAAUAAUGUGACAUACAUUGAAACUAAGCAUAAGUCAAUUUGAUAUAGAUUUUCUGUUAAAUUAGUAAAUUGGCAAGGACUAUAUUCUUUAAUUAUUGAAGUAUUUGUGCCUAAAGAUUAGUAAAAAAGUUUUUUUUAUUGUCUGAAUAAAAUCGUAGAUUAUACAUUAAUCGUUAUAUAUUUCAGUCUCUGUUGCACAAGGAUGACUGCUUACAAUUAUUGGUAAAGUAAGUAGUAUGAUGAAGCAAAAAUUAUAAUUUCUCACUUGAAAAGCCUUCAUUUUCUGGCCAGUGUUGUAAGAUAAUAUAUACAAUAUAAAAGAAAACAGAGGAGAUAAUCCGGUUUCAAAUUUCCCCUGUAAGAUUUAUUUGGCAGUUUUCUAUUACCAUUUUUUCCACAGUUUUAGAAGAUGUGUUUAUUAAAGAAAGUGAUUUAUUUUGCCUUUGAAACCCAAA
Molecule: messenger RNA, 3552 nt
Organism: Gadus macrocephalus (Pacific cod)
Lineage: Eukaryota; Metazoa; Chordata; Actinopteri; Gadiformes; Gadidae
Gene: slc18a2
Product: solute carrier family 18 member 2
Exons: 16
Coding region: 28-1824 (598 amino acids)
Biological process (GO): xenobiotic transport; transmembrane transport; aminergic neurotransmitter loading into synaptic vesicle
Cellular component (GO): synaptic vesicle membrane; terminal bouton
Molecular function (GO): serotonin:sodium:chloride symporter activity; xenobiotic transmembrane transporter activity
Source: RefSeq, a predicted model, not a curated record